AUGGCUGUGUCUGGGGACGAGGGCUGCUGCUCAAGAGCGCCAUGCGCCCAGCACGUCUUCCUCACUCCGGGGAUCAGCUCACGGAGUUUUAAAACCUACGGAGCUGGGUCGCCACAAAAUCCCGCAGCGCCACAACUUGGGGAAACGGUGACGGAGAUGUGGCCACACCGACCAUCUAAAGCGACCCCAACUCUGAUGAAGCCUGGCUGGAAAGACGCGGCUUCCAUCCUGGGAGCCUGGAGGAGAAUCGAGCAGUGGCUAUUGCCUGGGCUUGCCUGGGCUUGUUCAGACAGGACUGCUCCCCUCGGUGACUGCACAGAGUGGGGGCUUUGGGAGACGUUGCCAGAAUCUGGAAGCCAAGGCCGGGGGCUACAAGGGCCCGGGGUCUGCGCACCUGCUCGCCGCGGAGCUCAGGAGUGCGUCCAGACAAACAACUUGACGGAGGAAAGCAAGAGAAAUGUAUUCUCUCGCAGUUCUGCAAGCCAAAAGUUUGAAACACAGCAGCGUCCGCCUGUCUGUUGUCUCUGUGAAGGGAUCCCGCCCCAGCUUCCGAAGUCUGCCUGGGCCUGUGAUCCAGGGUCUGGUGUGGGAGGAAGGCAGAAGCCUGACUAUGAGGACAGAAGGGUCAGAAGCCUAGGCGGACUACCGGAACCUGCCCAGAGGCAGCUGCCCAUGCCUUUGCCCGUGGACAGCGCCGGGCCCUGUGGAUUCCAGGGUCUGGAGUAG
Messenger RNA from Rattus rattus (black rat), 726 nucleotides. RefSeq lists its product as uncharacterized. NCBI's taxonomy places the organism in Eukaryota, Metazoa, Chordata, Mammalia, Rodentia, Muridae. The transcript is spliced from 6 exons. The record is from RefSeq and is a predicted model, not a curated record. Bases 1 to 726 code for a protein of 241 amino acids.